This is a messenger RNA of Hydractinia symbiolongicarpus, 684 nucleotides long. RefSeq lists its product as uncharacterized. The record is from RefSeq and is a predicted model, not a curated record. Gene Ontology annotation, cellular component: nucleus. Bases 1 to 684 code for a protein of 227 amino acids. Gene Ontology annotation, molecular function: DNA binding. Lineage: Eukaryota; Metazoa; Cnidaria; Hydrozoa; Anthoathecata; Hydractiniidae. The transcript is spliced from 2 exons.
AUGGCAAAUCCUGUUGUUAUAAACAGACACUUUUUGACUUUGGGAAACCUUUUGAAAAGUGAGAAUUUAAUGGACAAGCCUGGAACAAUAUUUAAUGUAGAUGAAUCGGGGAUGAAUUUAGAGUUGAGGAAGGGAAAGGUUGUCAUUGAUCGAAGCCAGAAGCAUGCGUAUUCGCAAGGUGAAGGGUCGCGGGAACACGUCACUGUUAAUUGCUGUGUUUCUCCAGGCAGACUGAUGGUUCCACCUUUCAUUAUUUAUGAGAAGUCUUUUCCAAGCGGAAACUACUCUGCCAAUGGCCCCACUGAUGCUCUAUAUGGCAAAUCCAACAAUGGAUAUAUGGACGAAGACCCGUUCUUCAAGUGGUUUACUCGUUUAUUUGUUCCAAAAACUAAACACGUGGGGAAAAGAAUCUUGAUAAUUGAUGGCCACGGAUCCCACAUCAACCUCAAUUUGAUAGAUGCUGCUAGGGAGAACCAAGUUAUCUUGUAUUGCCUCCCCCCUCACACAACUCAUGUGCUUCAGCCAUUGGAUGUUGGAUUGUAUAGUCCACUCAAGACAUACUUCAGCAGAAUUACUGACAAGAUUCAGAUUGCAAGCUGGCGUACGAGGAAACCUUUAGCUACGCUCGCAUCCUUUCAUCAUUUCGGUCAUGUGGCAUAUACCCAUUCAACCCACUGGCCAUAA